CAUAACUAUAAUUUUUAUGUAGUCGUGUUCAAUAUGGCGAACAUGUUGAGUUUGAUGGUUAAUGCAGAUGUUGGUCCUGUAUGAAAUUGUAAACAACUACUUAUAUAAAUAGAAUGAAAAGUUUAUAACAUAUCAGCAAAAAGAAAAUGUACAAUGAACUACGGUGGAAAUAUUUCAGAUUGGCAUCAAUAUAGCUCAGUGCAGACAAAUAUAAAUGAAGUAACAUCUACUGAUCAUAAUGUGAAUGCAAAUCGUUUAGCAUUUAUGUCUAGUGGUAAUCCAUCUUCAUUAAAUGCUCUUAAUACCGAAGGGUAUAAAAAAUACCAAAAUGAACCUAGCUUUAGUUCAAGACAUUUUCCACCUAUGAAUAAUAUUUCAAAUGGCUCAAAUAAUAGUGAUAACUUUGCAAUACCAUCAAUGGUACAAAUGCAAAGUUAUAUUGGACAAUAUGGUCCUAUGGUUAAUAGAAACUCUGUUAUGGAUAAUGUAAAAGCCCCAGUUGAUAUGAGAAAUGGAUCAAUGAAUACAUUUAAUGAUGACUAUAGAUACAGAAAUAGUCAUAUGGCGCUUCCUGGACAAAAUUCUCAUUUAAAUGGAUCAAAUAUAAAUAUAAAUACACCUGCCACUUCUAUGGGAUCACGAAGUAAUAGUAUGUGUGCAACAUCUUCUGUAAGACAAGGACCUUCAUCUUUCAUUCCUUGUAAAGCGUUGUGUUGCAAUCCAAAUACAAAUAUAGGUUAUCAGCAAUGGGAUAAAUUUGGAACUUAUCAAUCUAAUACAUCAUAUAGGGAAAAUAUGCGUUUACCUGGAUACCAGGCAGAAAAUAGACAAUACGGUGAUCAUAAUUUUCGAAAAGACAAUUUUGAUAAUAAGGAAAUGUUAAACUCUAUUAUUCCUAAUACAGAUCAUAGAAGAAACUUCCCAGAAUAUAAAUAUCCUAAUAAAGAUCCUACAAUGUCUAGAGGUUGUCCAGCUCCAUCAGGGAUGGUACAAAAUUAUCCAAUUCAAAAUUAUAAUUAUCCAACAGAGUGCCAGAAAUAUGCUUAUCCUAUGAAAGAGUAUCCAAAAGCAAAUAAUAUGAGUUUACAAGAUGCAACUGUUUUUAAACAUCCAGAACAAAAUUAUAUUGCACAACAAAAAUACAAUACUAAGCAAGGUCAAUAUACAACAGGUAAUGUGUUAACCAAGACUGUGCCCACUUCAAAUGUCAGUGUUGAUAUUACAUCUUCCACACAGAAUUCUUAUUAUACUGCACAAUUUAUAAGAAAUGUAUCAACAGAAUUUCCACAUACUUGUCAAAAAACUUUUGAUAAUCCACAACAAGUUGCUACAAUGCAACCUACACCUAUGCAUAACACUUCAUCACGAUACCAUUCUUAUCAGCAAAAAAUUGCAAUGCAAAGAUCCUCUAUGGAAAAUCAUCUCAGAGAACUUACAAGGAUACCUGGAUAUCAAUCACAUCCAAAAUAUAAAGAAUCUGUUCUUAGAUACAGGGAAAUAUUAAAAUUGCAACAAUCACAUGGAUAUCCAAUGGCAGUUCAACAUCCUUUAAGAAUUCCAUCAACAUCCGUUAAUGCUAUUCCAUCUAUAAAUUUGCAAUUUGAUCAAAAUGGAGUUUUAAUAAAUUCUGAUGGUUUUCCAAAAACUCAACAUACAUUGAAUUCAGAUUCAAAACAUUUAGAAAAACAGGGAAAAGAACAAGAUUUAUGUGCAUCUGAUUUAUCUAAUGAAGAUAACCUACACUCUGAACAAUCAGUUAAUCAUUCUCAAAAAGAGCAUUCAUCAUCCCUGUAUCCAAAUGGUUUUCCAAAUCAAGACCAGCUUUUAAUACAUAAAUGUAGUGAACAAACUGAAUUUAAAAUACAAAAAAGUACAGAGAAUGCUGAUACUAUGACUGAACAACACAAAACAUCAAAAGACUUUGCUGAUAAGCCAGAUCUUGAUGUUCGACAAUUUUUAGCAAAUUGGGAUGCAUCAGAAGAUGAAGAUGAUUCUAAUUCAAAUUUGCCAGAUGUUGUCUUAAGCAAUUCAACACCAUUGGUAGUUGUAGAAUAUGAAAAUGUUGAUAGCACUUCAAAAAUACCUCAUGAUGUAAAUGUGAAUAAAGAAAAUAUGACUUGUUUAAAAAAACAUGAUAAAAUAACAGAAGAGUAUUCACAAUCUUUAGAUUCUUCUCCUCAUAAUACUGAGGUGUUAACAAAUUUAAGUGAAUGUACAAAUAAAGAUAUUACAAAAUCUGGAAACAUUAUACAUUGUAUAACCAAUGGUACUGAUGACAUUCCAACAAUACAUAUAGUUGAUAAUGUACAAAUAAAUAAUAUUUUGGAGGUAUCUAAUGACCAAAUUAUAGAAACUUUAGAACAUCAAGGUCCAAUACCAUUUUAUGAAGAAAAUGUAAAUCUAGAAGAAGAAAUAAGUACAUGCGAUGAAAAGAAGAAUGAUGCAAAUAUAGAAAUUUUGAACAAAGAUACGUAUACCAGCAAUGAUACUUUGUCUGAAAAAGAUAGGAAGUCUUCAAUCCAGAAUAAUAAUCAAGAAUUAAAUGUUUUGGAAACAGUAUCAAAAACUAAUUUGGAUAAACAAACUACAAACUUGCAAAAACAAAAUAGUUUCACAAGUGAGGAAUCACAUAACACAGAUGAUAUCAGUUUACCUGAUUUGCCUACAACUGAGUGUACUCCAAUAUCCACUACUCUAAACACACCUAUUCAUUCAGACAGUGAAGAACCAUCAGGACGUGUGUCAUCUAUAUCUUCCAAUCCUAUAGAAAUUAUACAAAAUAGUCCAAUAAUCAGCUUUACUCAUUCAUCAAUUAAAAUUGGAUCCUAUGAACAUUUAGAUGAUACUGUUAUUUCUAAAGAAAACACUUUACUACAAUUUAAUUUAGAAGAAGUAAAUCAAUCUAAUAACAAUAGUAUUAAUGCAUUUGAAAAUACUAUAGAUCCUAACAAUUUUAAUAAAUCUGCUAAUGCAUCUAAAAGUGAUGUUAUUGAAUUGUGUAGAAAUAAUAAAUCACAAGCCAGUUCUAAUAAAAAUUCAACUAUAGUAAAUAUGAAAAAGCUAGAGAAUAAAGAAUUUAAUGCAAAAGUUCCUGAUGUAUGCGAAUCUUCAGCAACUGAAUAUGAAACAGAAAAUGAACCGAUGGAUCUGCAAAAAAAUUCUAUACAAAACUCCAAGAAUGCAAACAUCGAAAAAAUCAAUAAUGAUAGAUUUCAAAGUGCUACACAUCCAUCGAAAUCUAUAAAUUAUAAAAUAUCAAUACCGAUUGAAACUUCCAAAUCUACAUUAAAAAACAAAUUAAACGAAAAUAAACAGCAGCACGUAAUAAAUACUGUUCAAAAUAAUGAUAAACAUCCUGAAGUUAAUAUUGAAACAAAGAAACAGUCUAAGUGUCUGUUUGUAAAUAAAUUACAGCAGGGCACUUCUAAUGAUAAGAAUACAAUUUCAGGGGAAAAUGUGGAAGAAGGACAUACAAUAGUACGAUAUGUGGAAAAGAAUACUUCAUCAAAUGUUAAAAAUGUUUUGUCUGUUCCAAAUGUAAACAUAUACACAUCCAGUGCAGACAAAUUGCAACAUAUAAAUACUGUAUCAAUACCAAAAAGGUGUUUAGAUAUGUUAACAAAUAAUAAGGUACAUUCUAAAAGUCCUCAAAAUCUUUGUAUAAAUAAAGAAAAGGAUAGAGAAAGUUUUUCCAAAGAUGUUCAAAAUAAGUUUAAGAAUCAAGAACUUACAAAGAACUCUGAUAUAGACUCAUCUAUGAACAAUUCUGGUUCAUCUAACCUAGAAAUUUUAUCAGAUCAUGUAACACUUCAUAAAACAUGCUCAGUCUCUGAUACUAAAAACAAUAGUGAUAUGGAAAGUAACAUAAUUAAUAGAAAAGAAGAUAAUAAUGAACUUAUUUUUGUAAAACAAGGGAACUCUGUAUCUAUUUCUAAAAAAGUACAUGAUCAGUCACAGAAGAGUGAUGAACCAUGUAAAAUAAACACAAAUGUUUCUCAGGGAAAUCAUAACCGAAAUAAAAUUUUAGAAAAAAAUAAAUCUGAACUAUCUCAAGAGGAUUUUAAUAUUGAUAAAGUUAAUAUGAUCAAUAAUACACAAAAACAAGAUUUUAAAGAAUACAUGUCAGCAAGUGAUGAUUUGUUGCAUCUUGAUAAAUGCAUUGAUAAUAAUAGCCAUAUAGGAAAUAAUUAUUUUAAUAAAAGAUCAACAUCACAAUUAACAGGUACUCAAUUUCAACAGCAUUAUUCUGCAGUAGAAGAUACACAAGCAUUAGAAAAAAAUACAAAUGUAAAGAAUAAAGUAAAUUCAGCUCAUACACCAUCUUCUGUGACCACUAUUUGUUCUAUUACUUCAGAAAAAUCAGAACAGGAACAGCUAUAUACUGUUUCCAAGAGUUUUGCAACAAAAAAUGUAAAUUCUGAUUUUGAAAUUCAAGUUACAAAUGUUAAUUUAAAAUUUACAGAUAAUGAUAUAUGCAAAGAAUUAGUCACUUUGAGGGAUAAGAAACAAGAAAAUUUGAAUAAUUGCUCUGAUGGAAUCAAAAUUGAAAUAAAUGUAUUGUGUGCAGAACGUAAUGCCAAAGAAAAGUUAUUGCAACAGGAAUCUGUAAAUGUGGGCAAUGAAAUUAUGGAUCAAUCAAACAAUUCUGUAUAUAGUAGCAAGAGUACUUGCUUAGGAAAUUUAAAAGAAUACAACACAUUACCUCAUGAAAAAUUGGAUACAGAAAAAAGAAGUAACAAAAUUGAUGAAAUUAUCGAUCAUGAUCAAAGUCAAAGUACAGAUAUUAUUUGUCACGAAAAUGUGGAGAAUACAAUGGAGGAACAGGAGGAGCCUCUUAGUUUAAUAGUUCGAAAUAAGACAUUGCCAACAAAUAAAGAAGAAACACUAUAUCAAGAAUUUUCAAAAGGAAAUGAAACAUUAUCAAAGGAUAUAUUGAAUAGAUCUAGGAAUUGUACAGGAGAUAAUAAUUAUACAGAAGUUACUCAAGAAACUAAAUUCACUAAUACUUCCAAUGGAAGGAAGAAGCAACAUGCAUCAUUGAGUUUUGUCGAUAAAUCAGAUGAUUUAAAGGAUGAAAGUAUAUGCUAUGUUAAAACUAAUGAUCUAUUCAAUAAUAUUAAUCAGGAAAAUGAACCUUCUAAUAUAAUUUACAGUACUACAUCUGCUAAUGUAAAUUACAUGCAAAAUAGUGCAAAUAUUGAACGGAUAUCAAAAUUGAAUAAUGCACAGAAAAAUAAAAUGAAAGAGCCAUCUUCUGUUUCACAGAAAUAUAAAGAUAGAAAAGAUGAAGAAAAUGACAGUUCAUCUGAAAAAAAUGAUGAUAUGCCAAAUAUUGUAACUAUACAUGUUAAAACGGAUAACAUGAACAACGAAAAAUUUGCAGAACUUGAUUUUACAAAUUUUGAUCUAUUUUCUAAUGAAAGUAACAAAAGUAAUGAUAAUGAGCCAGGAAAAUGGAGACGUCCUACAACUCCUAUAGUAAAUCAGACAUUAGAAGAGUGUGAUUUAUAUGGAAGUACUAGUGGUUAUGUAAAUCCUAUUUUUACUAAUAUAGAAGAAUCAAAUAACAGAAACGAAGUUCCUAUAUAUAGAACUAAAGAUGGAAAAAUAACUUAUAGUCCUAAUCCCAAAGCUUUAUUUCUUGAAAAUAAAGAAAAAGCUCAUUGUACUAAAGAAGAAUAUUCACCACAUAAAUAUAACCAUCAUUUAAAAAUUUAUAAAAAGGAGAAAGAUAUAAGUAAUUAUAAGGAAAGAAUACCAUUGGAAUCUAAUAAUACGAAAAUCGCUUGGAGUGAGUCAACUCAAAAAGGUUUUUCUGAAUUUUCUAAUGAGAAUGAUAGUCAAAAAAAUGUUCACUCUAUGAAGCAUCAAAGAUCACAGAAUUUAAAACAUUAUCGUCAUAAAAUAGAAAAAAAAUAUAAUAGUAUAACUGAUAAUCAAGUACAUAAAGAGUACAAUAAAGGUCUUUCUGUUUCUAAAUGUGAGGAACAAAAAGAACAUGGUAUUGAGAAUAAUCGUAGUACUCAUAAAGAUAGUUUAACACAUGAGGUAGUUACAGAUGAAUCUGAAAGUCAUGAAAAGAAUUUAAAAAAUAUGUUUGAUAGUAACAUUCAUUCAAAAGAAAAAAAUAUAAGAAAAACAGAAAUUUUUACAGGAACAACCGUAGCAAAUACCAUGUAUCAUAAUACAAAAAAUAAUAACAAUAUCCAAAAAAGUAGUCAUAAUGAUACAUUUUCUUCACAUACAUCUACUAAUACCUUUGUAGAAAAAAUCAGUUCAACUGAAACCUGUGAUAUUAAAUCGAAAUACUGCGAUAUAAUUAAGGAGUCAAUUGUGCCUUAUGCAAUAUGUGAUCAGACAGUUAGUGAAUGUUCUUUAAACCAAAGUAAUAAUUUAACAAGCGAGAAAUCAAAUUCUCUUAUGAAAUUAGAAAAGAAAGAGUUUAAGCCUAAUUUAGAUCGACUCAAAUCUUCGGAAUUGUGUUUGGAAGAAAAUGGUUUUAAAGGCAGAAGAUAUUACACUAAUAGUGUAAUGAAUCAUAAUUCAUUUUCUGAAGAUUCAGACUAUUUUAAUGAAAAAAAGAUUGAUCCAAAUAUCAUUCAUAUCGGAACAGAAAAUAUUUGUGUAGACAUUACAAAAAAACCAGAAUCACAAAUUAAUUCUGAGAUAUCCAAAUAUAAGAGACAUUAUGAGCAUUUCCCUGUGAAAUGUGAAAUUGAUUCAGAUGAAAAUACUGAAAGUUUUGAAGCAGAAUUUGAAAAUACAAGAGAUAUUUUGAAAUAUGCAACAACAGAGAAUAUUUUAAUUUCUAAAAAAGAUGUUCUUCUCACAACAACAUUAGAUGAAUGCGCAGAUUCGUUGAAACAGUUAAAUAAUACUAAACAAAAAGAAAAAAUAGAAUAUCAGGAUGAAAGCAAUGGCGAAAUAGAAAAUACCAAUUUUUCAUUACAAAACGAAAUAUCUAAAAGUAAUGAGGAUGAAAAUUUGAAUCAACAAAUUACAGAAGCCAAUAUUUUUUAUACUGAUAAUAAUACUACUAUUUCUGAAAAGGGAUGGAGACGGUUACCUUCAAAUUGCUUCAAAAAUGAUGAAAUAGAAAUUAUGGAAAGUGAUAUAAUUAGUCACAAUAAUUUUGACAAUGAAGUUAAUAUAAUUCAUGGAGAGUCUAUGCAUAUGCCACAAAUAAAAAAAUCUAAAAUGUCCAAAAGUAUUGAUGAGUCUUCUUUUAAUGAAAUAAGUAACAGUGAUUGUCAGAAUAAUACUUUUAUAACAACAGAUCAUAAAUAUGAUACUUCUUUUCCAGAAGAAGAAAUUAAAUCUGAACCAAUAUACAUAGGUCAAAAUAAGGAUGAAGUAGUUUUAUUAGAGCCUAUUAUUUCUAGCAAAGAUAUUGAUGUCAUUGAAGAAAUAAACAGCAAUAAGGAUACAGAGAAGAAAAACAUUGAAGACACAAUUCCUUCAUUAAAUUCCAUAAAUAACUCAAAAACUGAAAAUAUAAUAAAUGAUGAAAAUUUUUCGUUAAACAACAUCAAUGAAAUAGAUAAUGUCAGGGGAUCAUUAUUGAAGCAAAAAGAUAUUGAUGUUCCAAGAUAUAAAAAUUACAAUGUAUCAGAUGUAAUAAAUACAUCACAAGAUUGUUUAGAAGUAUUUAACUUAAAAGAAAAAGAAUCACAAAGAAAACAAUUUAAUGACAAUUUGUAUUGUAUUGAAAAUAAAAUUAGUGCUAGUGGCUCAUAUUUAUCUUCACAAGAAUUAAAAAGUUGUAGUAUUGAGGUUUGCAAUACUCCAGAAUUGGAGAAUAUAUCGGAAUUAAAUUUAGAGAAAAACACAAAUGUAAUUAAUGAAAUUACAACAAAUGAUAUAAACAAUAAAGCAGAAAAAGAACGUUCUUUAUCCCCUCCAGAUAUAACUACUAUUGCAUAUAUUAACACAAAUUAUUCAUCUACAUCAGAUUGCAAUGUAAAUACACAAAUGAUUUCUAGAUCCAUUAUCAAAGAAAAUAAAACAAACACAAAAUCAAAACCUGAACUGUCACCUCAGCCUAAAAUACCUAAAAUGAUUAUCAGAAAUACUGGAUCCUGUUCUACAACAUCUGUUGCAGGGGACAUAUUAGAAACAUCAUCAGAAUAUCCUUCUUUUGUACAUAAUAAAGUUAAACAUUCUACUUUUAUAAUUGAAAAUGAGAAAGAUAAUAAAGGAAGAAGUGAUAGUGAUUCUGAAAUUUCUUUACAAAAAUAUGAUUUAAAUAAUAGUAGAGUACCUAAAAUGAAAAUAAAAUUUAAUGAUAAAUCAUUAAAAAGAAAUAAUGAAUACGACAAUAUGGAAAUUUCUUUUAAAAGGAAAGAUGCAAAAAAAAUUGUUCCUAAAGUAAAAAUAAAAAAGAUUAGAACUGAAGCAGCAACUAUACAGAAUGACCAAACAGAAUCUUCAUUAAUAGUAAUGGAAGUAAAAACUCCUGAUGUAUCAGAUGAGAUAUGUUCUAAUAAAUUAUCAAUAAUUAAUGAAGAAAGAAAACGAGAAAAGAUUCCUAAAUUAAAACUGAAAAAGCAUCAAGAAAUCACUUCAUCUACAGAAUCUAUUAGAAAGAGAACAAAUUUAAGAACCAUUGAUUUAACAGUUAAAAAAUAUAAAAGUGAUAAAAAUGAAAUAAAAUCUAAUAAAAAAAAUGAAGAUAUAAUUAGAUCGACAUCGAAACAAAAGGAUAAUUCGUCUGUAUCUGAACAUGAAAUUAAGAAUAAAUUACCCUGCAUUUCAGAAAAGAUUCCAAAGGUUAUAAUAAAACGUGCCUCUGCAAGUGCUGAAUUUAAAUGUGAAUUUAGUGAAGGUGGUAGUCAUACCAUCAUUAAUAGCGCAAAAUGGCAACCAGAAGUUAAAUUGCAAAGAUCUCGACUUUUAGAUAAUAUGGUAAAGGACCUAAAAUACUGCCAUAUAUCUAAAGAAUAUAUAACUCGAAAAUGUAUAGAUAUUAUUUCUUCACAUAGAACACGAAAAUUAAUAAAAAGUUACGGAUUUAGAGAUAAACGACAUAGCAAAUCGAAUAAAUUAUUUAGAUCAAGUUCUAUAUCAGAUUUGUGUCCAACAAAAUAUGAGGAAAGUAGAACAUUAGAUUAUAGUUAUAGUAAUAACAAAUUAUCUGAUACAGAAGCUACAUCUAUCCUUAAAGGAAUAGAAGAACAUAAUGAAUUUUCUAUAAAAUCAAUUAGCAAGUACAAAUUUGAAAAGAAUCCAUGGAAUAUAGAAGAAAAAUAUAUAGAGGAAUCUUAUAUUUCCAAUGAUUUUGUAGAUAGGUCUUCAUAUAAAUAUUCAAGUGAUAAAGAUAAUAUGGAUUACUCGAUAGUAAAAUCAGAUACUACAAAUAUAAAAAAUAACACUACCUUAAAAAGUAAUGAUCUCAGUACUAUAACUUUUAAUGCUAAUUCUACAAAUAAUGUUAGUAAAAUGCCAUUAAUCAUGCAAAAAGACUUCAUUCAUUAUAAUGAUAGUGAAAAUAAAUUUCCUAGAGAAAAUAAUGAAUCUGAAUCAAAACCUUUGAAAUCUGAUAUCACUACAGAUGAUUCUGCAGAUAAUGAUUGUUCAGUUAUAAAAUUAGAUUCUUCAGAUGAAAGUCAAUCAACAAUAGAGAUUUUGCCAGUUUCCCCAGACAUAAACCAAAUUGGGAUGGAAGAACAUAAUAAUAGACUUAAUAAUGAGGAAGGUGAACAAUUGUAUUCAGAAGAUGCUAUUCCUACUCAAUUUGAAUUAGAAUUAGAAGUUACAGAUAGCAAUAUCGAUUCUGUGGAAGUACCACCUCUAAGGCAUGAGUUAAAUUCUGAACAUUUUAAUGAUACACAACUUGGAACAUGGCAAUUAAACCAAAAAGUACAAGACUUGAAUGAUUUACAAAAUUAUCCUCAAAAUUAUACCAAUAAACAACCUAUUUUACUUGCGGAUAAUGGUCAACAAAGCUCUAAAGUUCCUGAAAAGAAUAAAAUAUCUACUAAACAAAAUAUUUCAUUAUCAAUAACAGCUCUUACGCAUGACGAUUCAGAGAAUCAUUCAACAGAAACGACAAUUACGUCUCGUGAAAAUCUUUGUUGUAAUGAUUUACUUAUGAAAGAAGUGUUGGCUGCCAAAGAAAUGCUGAAAAAAUGUUUAUCUAUGUCUAAAGAUGCUACUAUUCUGAAAAACAAAUCAAAAUUGAAAUCGCUUGUAGAAAAAAAUCAAGGUUCUUGUCUUACUUCCAGUGGUCAUACAAAAACUUUUCUUAAGACUGUUACUACUCAUCAUACAUAUGAAACAGAUAAAUUAAAUCUGCAAAAAUCGAUGAAUGAAGUAAAUAUGGAAAAAAUAGAAAAAAAGAAUAGUAAUGAAGUAGUAAACAAAGUUAUACAAAUUACCAAAUGUACAGAGAAAAAAGAUAUUAAACAUAUUGAUGUUAAUGUGCAAAAUACUCUAAUUUCUGCACAAAAUUCUCCUAUAAUAUCAUUAAAAAGUCUUAAACGAUACAGUCAAUCUGUGCCAAAUAAGAACAUGUCUACUAAUAUGGAACACUGUAAAACAUUGGGAGAUGAGAAUGAACGAUCAAUAUCUCAAGAUAAUCAUGUUGAUCAAGUAGAAAAUAAAGUUCAAGACAUCAAAAUUGAACAAAAUAUGACUUACCCUAAAAUUGAAAUGAUAUCUGAUAACGAAGAUGUACAAAUUGAAGAUAAUAAAAGUUGUAAUCAAUCCAAAAAACGAGAAGAUAAGAUGCCAGUAUUAGAACCAGAAAUCGCCUUUAGUUUCGAUGCAAGUUCAGAUAGAGAUAGUUCAAGAUCACCACCCGUUAUAACAAAUCAAGAGAUUGUAACUACUCAAAAUGAGAUAUUAAAAUGCUUGCAAGAAAGAGAAGAGUUAACAUCAAAUGAUAGCACAAAUGAUAAUAAAAAAUAUAUAGCAGAAGAAUAUGAUAUGACUGUAACUGAUAUUGUAACGCAAUUAGCUUAUCAUAAAAAGUCAAGAAUAAGGCAUAAAAGAUAUUGUAAUCUAUGUGAAAAAUGGUUUCCAACGACAUCUCGUCAUCGACGACAUUUAGCUGGGUAUCAGCAUCGUCAUUUAGAAUUGACACAGCGAAGAACGAUCCAUGCACUUUUCAUACUUUUUACUGGCAAACCUUGUUCAAAACUCUUACGAGCUACUAGUAUGCGAGAUGACUGUUCUAUAGGUGAACCAACACCUUUACAAAUUGCUGUCCAGGAUUUAGCCAAAUACUUGGAUGGUACAGAGACAAAUCUAUUAAUACCAAAUAACGUCGAAAAAUAACCAAAAGUAGUUGUUGAAUUAUGUAACAUCAUGUCAAAGGAGAUGGACAAAGAUUUCAUAUUUCAAGUAAACAAUAUAUGACAGUUCAAUGUGAUUUUAAACUACAUCAGCAUAAUGGAACCGAUUGGAAUUAGCUAAGUCAGCUAAUAUUUGUUACUUCGUUGACCGUAUGUUACCUGAAACAGUUACUUUAUGUAGUAAUUAACUAUUUAACCAAAGACUUUAUUAGAGUAAUAGUGCAACUAAAACUCCUAUUAUAUAAAGGUUUGAGACUUUUUGCACCAAAAUCUGCUAUAUGCUAAUGCAUAAAGCUGUUGUUUGAGCUUCACAAACAGCUAUAAACAAAAUGGCUGUUGUUUAUUCUUUAUAGUCACCACAUGAUUUUUACACAUAUGUAAUGCUGUUUAUAGAAGAGUGUGUUCACUAAAGCAUGAUUUUAAAGAAUGGACUUUUCAGUCUACUAUAUUGCAAUUUUUAAAGGUUACUAUGUGGCUAUUAGUUUAUAUAAACAUGGUUAUGAAUGAUUAUAUAUAUAUAUAUAUAUAUAUACACACACACAUACACACACACACAUAUAUAUAUAC
This is a messenger RNA of Vespa crabro (European hornet), 11861 nucleotides long. Its product is annotated as MATH and LRR domain-containing protein PFE0570w-like. The transcript is spliced from 4 exons. Lineage: Eukaryota; Metazoa; Arthropoda; Insecta; Hymenoptera; Vespidae. The record is from RefSeq and is a predicted model, not a curated record. Bases 154 to 11277 code for a protein of 3707 amino acids.